Molecule: messenger RNA, 990 nt
Organism: Andrographis paniculata
Lineage: Eukaryota; Viridiplantae; Streptophyta; Magnoliopsida; Lamiales; Acanthaceae
Product: ras-related protein Rab7-like
Exons: 8
Coding region: 225-884 (219 amino acids)
Cellular component (GO): vacuolar membrane
Molecular function (GO): GTP binding; GTPase activity
Source: RefSeq, a predicted model, not a curated record
UCACCAUUGUUUUUUACUUCACUAAAUUGUCUCAAUAUAUAUAUAUAUAUAUCGAUGUAUGUAUCUUCUUUAGUUUCAAUUUGAAGAUUCUACUCAGCCAUCACUCCCACGCGCACACACACACACAUGAUCAUCAAUUAGUAUUGUUGUUAUUAGAAAAGAGCCAUCAUACAGUAGCUAGAUAUAUAGGAUCAAAUUAAGUUUGUCUGGGGUGGGCACCCAGGAUGAGCACCUUGAAAAGAAGUUUGCUGAAGAUCAUCCUCCUUGGGGACAGCGGCGUGGGGAAGACGUCUUUGCUCAAUCAGUAUGUACACAAAAAAUUUAGCGCGCAGUACAAAGGAACAAUCGGCGCUGAUUUCGUCACCAAAGAAGUGCAGAUUGACGACAAGUUGGUUACUUUACAAAUAUGGGACACAGCGGGACAGGAGAGGUUUCACAGCCUGGGCAUCGCCUUCUACAGAGGCGCCGACUGCUGCAUUCUUGUGUAUGAUGUUAACGUGCACACGACAUUCGAAAUGCUUCAGAAUUGGCUCCAGGAUUUCCUCAAACAGGCCAAGCCGCCUGCGAACCCAGAGACAUUCCCAUUUGUGGUUAUUGGGAACAAGGUGGAUGUGGAUGGUGGAAACAGCCGCGUGGUGUCGGAGAGAACAGCAAGAGAGUGGUGCAUGUCGAAGGCUGGCAUACCAUAUUUCGAGACAUCAGCCAAAGAAAAUUACAAUGUGGAUGCUGCAUUCUUCAAGGCAGCCCAGACCGCCCUCGCCAACGAUCCCAUAAACAUUUGGCAGCUGGAUGAAGAAAUGCCGUCCCAUUGUGAUCUCCAAAGGAUUCCAGAAUCAAUCUCUGGAACUGAACACUCAAGAGGAGGGAGAAGAUGCGCUUGCUAGCCACAAGUAAUUAGACGCAUAUAAUAUGAAUAUGAUCAUACCACUUUGCUAUACAAACACGUGUCACUAUUAAAUUUUUUAUAUCGUGCAUCACUAUUUCUUCUUC